GGCAAACGUCUGACCUAGUCGUAACGACUAAUACUAAUAUCUGUGCUUUAUACCCUUCGUCUCUUAAUAGCAGUAUUCAAAUAUUGCAAGAGAACAGUUUUCUAAUGGCGGACCAUCAUCCCGAAAAUAAUGGAGACACUCCUCACGACGAAACUCAAUACACUAAUGGAAGAACCGGCGAAAUCGUAACAGGGCUUGGUAACGAUUUUGAAACCUUUGCUAGAAUUCAGCCAUCGAACCAGCACAUUGACCUCGUCGUUGAUAACUAUGUCUCGUACAUGAAUGAGCACGAUGCACGUAAACACGAUCGAGAAUCAGUGAUUGAGGAGAGUCCUAAUCACAGAUAUGCCAAGUUAAAUACAAUUUUGGGUAAAGGUGCAUACAAGGUCGUAUAUAAGGCCAUAGAUCGCGAAGAAGGCUAUGAAGUCGCGUGGAACUGCUGUCAGUGUGAUAAUAUCUUCAUCAAUGGAGCUCAUGGUGAAGUAAAAAUUGGCGAUAUGGGGACCGCAAAGAUGAAGUUAGGAAAAAAGUAUACCGUUAUCGGGACUCCUGAAUUUAUGGCCCCAGAAAUGUAUGAAGAAAAGGGGUACAACGAAAAGGUGGAUAUAUAUGCAUUUGGAAUGUGUCUUCUUGAAAUGGUGACUGGCGAAUAUCCGUAUAAUGAAUGUAAGAAUGCAGCUCAAAUUUAUAAGAAAGUCACCUCGGGAAUAAAGCCAGAAAGUUUGAAACAGGUUCAAGAUCCGGAAAUCUUGGACUUAAUAAACCAUUGCCUGGCUCCUGAAAAUGAAAGGUACACUGCUCAGCAGAUAGUGGCACAUCCUUUUCUCACCGUGGAACCCGAAGUAGUGUUAAUGACUGCUGAUGAGACAAAAACUCAACUGACCUUGCAAGUUGUUUUCAAAGGAAUGGACAAGUUGUCGGUAAAAUUUGAAUUCAAUGUGGAAAAAGAUACAGCAGAAGAAGUCGUAAAGGAAAUGAUAGAAGAGCAGGUCCUUCCGGACAACUAUCAGCAACUUAUUACCCAUGAGAUAAAUCGAAUUUUAAGAGAAAUAAAUAAGCAGGCAAUAGAAGAUGAUAACCGAGAGGAACACAAAACACAAUGGCCAGGAUCACCAUCUGCGUCGCAGUAUGCGGGAGCAAUGUCACCACACUUGAUACCCGCUAAACCUCCAGUCUCCGCCCCUUCCUUGGAAAGUGAUAGUCCAGAUGCCACGCUGGUACAGCCACCGAUAAUAUCUACGACGACAACGACGGCAGCGGCAGCUGAAUGGAUUCAAAAUGCUUUGGUGGAAACCCUUUCCGCAAAAGAAUAUUCAGAUGAUACGUCCAUUGAUGAUCUUGUUCGCGAUACUGCCAGUCUGACAAAUCGAGAUGAAAAAGCAGAUGAAUGGUUAGAGAAACUAAAAAAACAGGACUUGAUGACCGUUGGUGAUUUGCGAGCGCUUCUUGACGGUGAUUGGCAAGGCAUAGGGUUGACCGUAUUUGCUAUGCGUGCUCUGAAGAAUGCCUUACAUGGUAAGACAUACCGAACCCAAAAUAACAACCCAAAUAACAACUUAAAUAAUGGCCCAAAUAAUGGCCCGAAUAGAUGA
Acaulospora colombiana is the source of this 1592-nucleotide messenger RNA. NCBI's taxonomy places the organism in Eukaryota, Fungi, Glomeromycota, Glomeromycetes, Diversisporales, Acaulosporaceae. The record is from the annotation of a GenBank genome assembly.